Messenger RNA from Anopheles moucheti, 483 nucleotides. Its product is annotated as perlucin-like. The coding region runs from base 28 to 483 and encodes 151 amino acids. NCBI's taxonomy places the organism in Eukaryota, Metazoa, Arthropoda, Insecta, Diptera, Culicidae. The record is from RefSeq and is a predicted model, not a curated record. The transcript has 2 exons. Gene Ontology annotation, molecular function: signaling receptor activity.
CAGUAUUGCCUCAACACAGCCAGCAACAUGUCGUUCAAGACUUUCUUCCUGUCGCUGUGCGUGCUGGUGAUCGCAUUCAAUUGCAACGAAGCCAAAAAAAGCUUCAUUGCUUUCACCAAAAACUCCACGUUUUUCGAAGCGUGGCAAGAUUGCCAUUCUUUCGAUGGGUAUUUGGCAGCUAUUGAGUCUGCAAGUGAUCAAUCGCUGGUGGAAGAAGCAAUGGCAAAAACCGGCAAUCCCAAGGACGUGUACUUUAUCGGAGGAACUGACCUUGGUCGUCAGGAUCGAUGGAUGUGGAUUGGUUUGAACAAGCAGUUGAAGGACAGCGACUACCAGAACUUCCGUACAGGACAGCCUGAUAAUCACGGAGGCAACCAGCACUGCCUGACAAUCGGAUACUUUAAAGCAGAGAACCGUGGUAAAUGGGAUGACGAUAAUUGCAUGAAACAACGAAAUGGAUAUAUAUGUGCCUUUGGAUAUUAA